AUGUUUCGUGCUUUGCAAGACAUUCUAAAAAGUGCUAGUAAUACCGAGAGUUUUGAUCUUCAGGAACUCCGCGAAUCCCUGGAAAUAGCAGAUACCACCUCUCAGCGGGGACAGCGUAACCCGCAGCUGUUAGAAGGGGUCUCUUCUAUUCUUGACAAGCUUUGGCGAAGCAAAUCCAAGUACAUGGCCAGGGCUGUAGAAGCCCUAGCGAAUGGCAGCAGAGAGCCAUCGUGGAGAAAUGCUUUUGGACAAUCAGGGGUCCUGGAAUUUCUUCUUCAACUAGUUGCGUCCAGGGAAGAAGUUGAACAAGAGAUAUUAUUCCAUUCCUUGAGGGUAAUUGGGAACUCUUGCGCUGAUACUGACGAAAACCGAGAGAUUGUUGUAUCUAAAAACUAUACAUUGCCUAUUAUUCGCUUGAUUCUCAACCCUGAAUUAGUCCAUGUCGCCAUACCUGUUAUUUAUAAUAUAUGCAUGGAUUUUGACCCUGCUCAAAGUCAAGUUGCCGCAAAUCGACUUGGAUAUAUUCUCCUCAAGCUCAUUUCGGAUGGGUCAAUUGAAGGAAAUGCUCUACUCAAUUAUGCUUAUGAGCUUGUUGAGUUAACCGCCCAAAAAGAGGACGGACUCGAAACUGCUCCAGACGGCACUAUAAUCCUCAUAAUGGAUUUGGCUUUAGCCGAGAAUACCACAUUUGCGCAGUUUGCUUGUCUCGUAGAUUGUCUUGCGAAUUUCUUACACAAAGAACGUUUUCAAAACGUUUGUGUUCAAUAUAGACUGGUUGAGCAAUUACUAUCUGUCCUCCGCCAUUCUUACGAGACCGAUGCGGACGAAUCGUCAAGUGAGGACGUCCAACUGCUUGACCAACUGCGCUUGAAACUAAACCAAGCCUUAUCGGAUGUAUCUGCCGUUUCACAAUUCGCAGAGGUAUACCCUGUAGGGUCCUCACUAUUCGACACCCUCAAGACAUGGUUAGCUGCUCCAGAAGACCAAUUGCAGAUAUGUGCAUGUGUAAUUCUUGGAAACUUGGCGAGAUCGGACGACGUUUGCCGGUUAAUGAUAAGCCAGCUAGAAAUCCACCUCCCAUUGAUAGCGAUGAUCAACAGUAAUACACGCGGGAGCGUACUUCACGCUGUCCUUAGCUUUAUCAAAAACCUAGCAAUCGCUGAAGAAAACCGGGGAAAACUUGGAGAAGCCGACAUUAUCCCAGCUGUCUCUCACCUAUGGUCAUCUGACGCUAUCCCUCAGGUGCAAUUUGCUGCAGUAAGUCUUACUCGGUUGGUUAUUGUUUCGUCUAUCGAGAAUAUCAGCCGACUACUCACCUCUCUCUCGCCUGACCCUGACUCACCUGCGCAUUCGCGCACGUAUCUCUCUCUUCUACUAUCUCUUUUUGGUCGGACCGAUACCGGUCCCAUAAAAACAGAAACUGGUCGAACAAUUGCCUCUAUUUGUCGUACCCUCGUAUCCCGCUCCAAGGAGAAGAGCGACGAUACAAGGACUAGGGCCUUACUAUACCGUUUCUUUGAUCUCCAUCAAGACGUUGCGCGACCUCUCGGGGUGAUGGUCACGCAGACUGAAUGGCCUGUUGUUCGCAGCGAAGGCUGGUUUGCACUGGCUUUGAUGGCGUCUCAUGCCAAGGGAUCAAUGGCUGUUGCAGAUUGUUUACAAAAUACUGACGUCUACGAGAUUUUGGAGGACACGCUCGAUGGAGAGAUAUCAGCAGACGACACGAAUAUACAAAAGAUCAAGGAUCGUGAAAACCUGGUGGUUAUGGUCAAGGAGUUGUUGGAUAAUAAUCCCGAGUCUCUGUCUGAAGCUCGUAAAGCUAGAUUGGGAGAGUUGGUGAGCAACGCAGUAUCCGACUCUUUACGAAAGGAUUCUUGA
Messenger RNA from Talaromyces proteolyticus, 1878 nucleotides. Its product is annotated as putative GTP binding protein. Gene Ontology annotation, biological process: positive regulation of GTPase activity. NCBI's taxonomy places the organism in Eukaryota, Fungi, Ascomycota, Eurotiomycetes, Eurotiales, Trichocomaceae. Gene Ontology annotation, cellular component: cytosol. The coding region runs from base 1 to 1878 and encodes 625 amino acids. The record is from RefSeq and is a predicted model, not a curated record. The transcript has 6 exons. Gene Ontology annotation, molecular function: guanyl-nucleotide exchange factor activity.